Molecule: messenger RNA, 1023 nt
Organism: Lathyrus sativus (Indian pea)
Lineage: Eukaryota; Viridiplantae; Streptophyta; Magnoliopsida; Fabales; Fabaceae
Source: the annotation of a GenBank genome assembly
AUGAACCUGGCUGAACAUAUUGCUUAUGACACAAUCAUGGCGACUCUAUCAAUAUCUCUUAUAAUUCUUGGCAUCAUCCUCUUCUUCGCUUGCAAGAAGAAACCAGUUGAAUCAGAAGAAACACUUCCGGUGAAACACAGUGCUCGUGCAUACCCUUUAACAGAAAUUGAUGCUGCCACAAAUGGCUUCAACCAUAGGAGAAUCAUUGGAAAAGGUAGUUUAGGAACCGUUUAUGCAGGGAAACUAGAAUCAGAAGAACUCGUAGCUGUGAAACGCAUUCAUCCCGUGCUUGUAUUAAGCAACGCAGGGUUCGGUUUCUCAUCGGUGAUCAAAUGGCUCUCUUUAGCUCAUCACCCUAACGUUGUCCCCAUAAUAGGAUUCUCAGAAGCACCAGGAGAGAGAAUUAUAGUGAUGGAGUUUGUUCGAACUGCGAAUUUGGAAUUUUACUUGCAUGAGAAUCAUGAUGGAGUUUCUUCUUCACUUUUGGAUUGGAACAAGAGGUUUAAGAUUGCAGCUGGAGUAGCUAAAGGGCUACAAUAUCUUCAUGAAGUGGUAGCACCAAAUAUUAUACAUGGUUGUGUUAAGUCUUCUAAUGUUCUUAUUGAUGUUAAUUUUUGUGCUAGGGUUUCUGAUUAUGGACUCAAUUUUUUAGGGUUAGUUGAAAAAAGAGGGUUAAUGGGUUAUGUGGAUGAUGAAUAUUGGAAUGAAGGAAUUAGGGGUGGAGGGGUUUGUAAGGAAAGUGAUGUUUAUGGGUUAGGGGUGAUUUUGUUGGAGCUUUUGAGUGGGAGAGGGUGUGAGGGUGGAUUAUUGGUGAAAUGGGCAUUGCCUUUGAUUAAGGAUAUGAGAUAUAGUGAAGUUUUGGAUCCUAGGUUGAUGAUUCCUAGUGAUAUGAAAGCUAUUGUUAGAUUGGCAAAAGUUGCUUUAGCUUGUGUUGGGAAUUCAAGGAAAUGUAGGCCUUGUGUGGAUCAUGUGGCAACCAUUUUGAAUGAUUUAGAGAUGGAAGUUUGUUACUUAUCAAAUUAG